Molecule: messenger RNA, 3024 nt
Organism: Trichechus manatus latirostris (Florida manatee)
Lineage: Eukaryota; Metazoa; Chordata; Mammalia; Sirenia; Trichechidae
Product: patched domain-containing protein 3
Exons: 4
Coding region: 1-2796 (931 amino acids)
Cellular component (GO): membrane
Source: RefSeq, a predicted model, not a curated record
AUGAGUUUUAGUUCCCCGUCGAAGGUAGUUCCAGAAGCCGAAGCCCAGCGUGAGGCGGAGCCGAGCCCCGAGUCGCGGGCAGGGCAGCCGGAGGCGCAGGCGGAGUGGGAGCCGGAGCCGCAGGGGUCCGAGCUCCUCCACGCCGGGAGGCGAUUCGCGGGGACGCAGGAGGCGUCGCCGCGCCGGGUCUUGGUGAGUCGGGGCUCGUCCCUUUGGUCGCACAAGUCGGCCAGCCGGGGGUCUGCGGACAGCAAGCUCCGCUGCCACACCGACUGCCUGGAGACUCCGCUCAACCACGCCUUCCAACGGCUGGGCUGGGCGGUGGGCGCGCACCCCUGGUUCUUCCUGCUGGGGCCCUUGGUGCUGACGGCCCUUCUGGGCACUGGCUUCGUCCACAUGCCGAAGGACAAAGAGGAGGACCUGGAGGAGCAGUACUCCCCGGUGGGGAGCCCGGCCAAGAAGGAGCGGUACUUCGUGCAGGGGCACUUCACCACCAACGACUCCCUUCGCUUCUCCGCCACCAGGAAGAGCACCGACGUCAAUUUCGCCAGCAUCCUGGCGUUCUCCCACACGCCCUCGCUGUUGGAACCCGACAUCUUCAGUGAGGUCAGUAAGCUGGACCACGCGGUGCAGGCCCUGUUCGUGGUGCAGGAAGACGGAACCCGCAUCCAGUACGCGCAGGUGUGCGCCAAGCUCAUGGGCGGCUGCGUGCCCUCCAACCCGCUCCUGGCCGCCUGGCAGGGGAAGAAAGACUUGAACCUGAAAAACAUCACCUUCCCCAUGUACAACCUCAACCAUCAGGUCAUCUAUCUGACCGGCCUCGUCGGAGGAAUCGUCUUGGGCGAGACGGAGGGGAAGAACCAGAUCCUGGUGCAGGCCAGAGCCCUGCGGCUGCAGUACUAUCUGCAGACCGAGCGCGCUGAGGACAACGAGAGGAGCCGGAAGUGGCUGAUCCAUUUCCUGAACCGGUUCAGCGACAUGAAGGAUGGGCUGGCCCUGAAGAAGAUCCAGGCGGUCUACUUUACGUCACUUUCCAGACAAUUGGAAUUUGAGGCAACUUCUAGGACAGUGAUCCCUCUGUUUCACUUGGCAUACCUUCUAAUCAUAUUAUUUGCAGUCAUAUCAUGUUACAGGUUUGACUGUGUACGAAACAAAAUGUGGGUUGCAACCUUUGGAGUGAUUUCUGUUGCCCUGGCAGUAGUGAGUGGCUUUGGCCUGAUGUUGUACAUUGGGGUUCCAUUUGUGAUCAUAGUUGCAAAUUCACCAUUUCUUAUUCUAGGCAUUGGGGUCGAUGACAUGUUUAUCAUGAUUUCUGCCUGGCAGAAGACCAGCCUCAUGGAGAACAUAAGACAGCGACUGUCCAGUGUCUAUUCAAAGGUGGCCGUCUCCAUCACUGUCACCACCAUCACCAACGUCCUGGCCUUCUAUACAGGGGUUGUGACCUCUUUCAGGUCCGUACAGUACUUUUGCAUCUACACAGGAACAACCCUGCUCUUUUGUUAUUUUUAUAACAUCACCUGUUUUGGAGCAUUUUUGGCUCUGGAUGGUAAGAGAGAAGUAGUCUGUUUACACUGGUUGAAAAAGCCAGAGACUCCUGACCAAAAAUGCUCCUCUUUAAAAAGGUCCUGCUGUUUCCCAUUUGGUUCUCUCCCAGAUGAACAUGGAAGUGCUACCCAUCCAAUGAAUUUGUUCUUUAGAGACUAUUUUGGCCCUUUUCUCACAAGCACUGAGUCCAAGUGUUUUGUAGUGCUGCUAUACAUUCUGUAUAUCAUAAGCAGUAUAUAUGGGUGUUCCCAAGUGCAGGAAGGUUUAGAUGUUCGAAAUCUGGCAAGUGACGAUUCCUACGUUACACCAUAUUUUGAUGUAGAUGAAAAAUUUUUUUCAGAGUAUGGCCCCAUGGUUAUGGUUGUCGUUACUAAAAAUGUUGACUACUGGAAUAAAGAUGUUAGGCAAAAAUUGGAACAGUGUAUGACAGAUUUUGAAGACAAUAGGUAUGUAGAUAAAAAUCUCACAGAGUUUUGGUUAAGAACAUAUGUACAGUAUUUGGAAGAAGCAAAACAAGAUAUAAAUGAUAAGGAUACUUUUGUAAACAAUAUUCCCAUAUUUUUAAAGAAUUUUUCAAAUUUUGUAUAUGAUAUUAAUAUUUCAUCAUCAAAUGAAAUAAUUUCUUCCCGGGCCUUCAUUCAGACCAGGGAUGUUUCUACUCCAACCAAUAAGAAGAUGAUGUUACAACAGCUUCGAGGCAUCGCUGCGAAGUGUGAAAUUCCGCUAUUGGUGUAUAACCAGGCCUUCAUCUAUUUUGAUCAGUAUGCUGUAAUAGUGGAAAAUACUAUUCGAAGUGUCACGGUUGCAUCACUAGCUAUGUUCAUUGUUUCUUUACUGUUAAUUCCUCAUCCACUGUGUUCCUUGUGGGUAACUUUUGCUAUUGCUUCUGUGGUUGUGGGAGUAACAGGCUUCAUGGCAUUCUGGAAUGUCAGUCUUGAUUCCAUAUCCAUGAUGAAUCUUGUCAUUUGUAUAGGGUUUUCUUUCGAUUUUUCUGCACACAUAUGCUAUGCAUUUGUUUCCAGUUCUAAGCCCUCAGUAAACCAAAAAGCAAUUGAGGCAUUGUAUCUACUAGGUUAUCCGGUGUUACAAAGUGCAGUUUCAACAGUAAUAGGCGUGUGUGUUUUAUAUACAUCUAACGCAUACAUCUUCAGGACAUUUUUUAAGAUUAUAUUUCUUGUUAUGGUGUUUGGGGCUGCUCAUGGCCUAAUUUUCAUUCCAGUAUUCUUAACCUUUUUUGGAAGCUUUGGUUGAAUGUCCACUAACAAAUCAAAGGCCACUUACAGAAUUCCUGAUUGCCCCAAUUCAAUCCGAUAAAAAUCCACUACUAGGAAUAGUCAGUAAACUUAAAACAAAGGCAUGUUUCCUUGACCUGGAAUCCCAUUUUAAAAUGUUAUUUAAAAUAUCCUGAGAAAAAUUAGUCUCACAUUAAAAUAUCUUUACUAAAUUAGGAGGUGUUGUCAUCUUUAUUAUAGUCUGUAC